AUGUUCCUACCCCUCAUCACUCUACUCCCCAUCCUCCUCGCAGCCGCCCCCGCAUUCGCCGACAACAAUGCCUACCUAGCCCUCACCACCAACGGCCCAAUCAUCGGCCACCCCGCCGCCACCGCCCCAGACGUCGUCACCGAGUACCUGGGCAUCCCGUACGCUGCGCCGCCAAUCGGCCCUCUGCGCUUCGCCGCGCCGCAGCCGUACGUCGCCGCCGGCAACCCGAACAACGACACGGCGGCGCCCUUCAUCGCCGGGCACUACGGCUACACCUGCCCGCAAACCGCCUCCGCCCGCGUCGCCUACCCAGACCGCACGCCGCAGGCGCAGCGCAUCGUCGCCGCCUUCGCGGGCCAGCUCAACCACACGCAAAGCGAGGACUGCUUGACGCUGAACGUCUGGACCCGCACCGCCGCCGAGCAGAACGCAACGACGACGCUGAAGCCCAUCCUCGUCUUCAUCCACGGCGGCCGCUUCACCAUCGGCGAGAGCCACACGCCCUUCUUCGACGGGACCAAGCUGGCCGCCGCGCAGGACGUCGUCGUCGUCACGCUCAACUACCGCGUGUCGAUCUUCGGCUUCCCGGGCGAUGCGGCGGGGCCGAAGAACCUGGCGUUCCGCGAUCAGCGGUUGGCGGUGGAGUGGGUGCGGGAUAACGCGGAGGCGUUUGGCGGCGAUGCGGGGAGGAUUGUGGUUGCCGGGCAGAGCGCGGGGGGCGCGGCGGUGGAUUAUUGGGCGUAUGCGCACAGGGAGGACCCGGUGGUGGCGGGCAUUGUGCCGAUGAGUGGGAAUGUGUGGAGUUUUCCGGUCAGCAGUGAGAGCACGGCGGCGGAGCGGUGGGCGAAUGUUUCGGCGGCGGCGGGAUGUGCGGCGGGGGUUGUAGGGGGGGAUGUAGGGGGGAAUGCAGGCGAGGAUGCAGGCGGAGAUGGGGUGCUGGAGUGUAUGCGGGGGAAGGAUUUCGAAGUUAUCAAGAAGGCUGUGGCAGGGCUAAAACUGCCGACUGUGAGCGGCCAGGGGCGGUCAGAGGCUGUGUUUCAGCCGACGGUGGAUAAUGAGACGGUGUUUGACCAGGAAACGCUGAAGAAGAUGACGGAUGCCGGGGAGUUUGCGCGCGUGCCUUAUCUUGUCGGGAACACCCAUUUCGAAGCCGGGUACUACCGCUGGGCUGCUUACGGUGCAGGAAGCAUCUUGACAGACGCCCAGUGGGACAACUUUAACCUCGUUACUUUCACGUGCCCCAGCACCUACGGCGCAGCCGCGCGUGCUCGGUUCGGCGUGCCGUCGUGGGUGUACCGCUACGGCGGCGAUUGGGAUAACCUGCGGCUCUACCCCAACUCCUCCGCUUAUCACGGCAGUGACAUGCACGCGCUAUUCGGCAACUCCGAGGAAGUCAGUGGGCUGCCGGAAGAGGAGGCGCAGGCUGGGCUGACGCGAGUGGUGAUGGAGGCGUGGGCGGCUUUUGCGAGGGAUUCGCGGGGUGGGUUACACGACCUGGGCUGGGGGGAGUAUUCUGACAGUAAGAUUCUGCCCCAUUUCAAUGCAGACACGUUGCCUGUCCUGACUGGUGCAGAUAUUCUCGUGGAGUUGGGCUUCAACAAGAGCGCCUUGCCGACUUUCGCCUCGCCACAGAAAUAUGCCUCCACAUGCGCAUCGCUGAACCUGUCAUUCUACAGUGAUUAG
Molecule: messenger RNA, 1683 nt
Organism: Lasiodiplodia theobromae
Lineage: Eukaryota; Fungi; Ascomycota; Dothideomycetes; Botryosphaeriales; Botryosphaeriaceae
Product: Carboxylesterase
Exons: 2
Coding region: 1-1683 (560 amino acids)
Source: RefSeq, a predicted model, not a curated record